AGCGCGCUUCGCUGUCCCGAUGCGAAACGGAGCGGAAAAGAGGGCGGGAGGAGGACUUGCCGGGGCUCCGCUGGUGGACGAGGUGGUGGAAACGAACCCGUGGCGUGGAGCAGUGGUUCGGCGCCCGCCCGGGAGCGCGGAGCUAGAUCAUGGAGCCGCGCGGAAACAGCCGAGACGAGCGACUGAGAGGAGGGACAGCGCUGCCUGCUGUCGCCUUUUUAGUGCUCUCAUUGUUGUCGUUACUGACGUUACGUCGGCGCUCGCGCUGUUGUCACCGUUAAUACCGUUAGCGCUGUUAGCUCCGUUAGCACAUUAGCUGGGCGGCUCGCUAGCCCGCUGUCCUGCUAGCUAAUUAAUUUGCCUGCAAGUGCAGACGGAGUUACGAGUCUUGUUUCGUUCACACAGGAAACUCGUACACCGCGACCCCUGUCUCUCUACCUGCCUCACCGCUCGACUCCGCCGAUUCUCGGCCGCCGGUGACACGCGAUGGAGCCCCGCGCCGCGCCGCUCGCGCUCCUCUGACUACGUGCGCGCGCGCCAUGGCGAGCGGGCGCGCGGGCGGCCUGUCCCGCGCGUGGGACGACUACGUGGACUGCAAGGCGCGCGGGGCCGACCUGCAGGUGAGCCUGCAGUGUCUGGAACGCUUCCUGUGCCUCUUCCACUGUGUGCGACACGCCGACCACCUCCACAAGAAGGAUGACGUGAAGUUCUGCUCAGACAUGAGCGGCGCCAGCAACACGCUAGCCCGGGAGUUCCUCACCGAUGUGCACCAGCUAUGCAGCGCCGUGGCCCAGCGAGCCGAGGAGGACGAGGACAGUCAGAGUCACAUGGUGGCACUGGCGGAGUACCUGGUGCGGGGGCGUGGCUUCCUGCUGCUCAGCACGCUGAACUGCGUCAUCGACCAGGAGCUGACCUGUCGGGAAGAGCUGCUGGCGCUCCUGCUCUCGCUGCUGCCACUGGUGUGGAGGAUCCCCGUGCAGGAGGAGAAAGCCCCAGAUUUCACCCUGCCUGCCCUGCUGGACAUUUUCUCCAGUCGAGAGAGAGCGGCCGGGCCCCCGAGGACCGGCCAGGAGAAUGUGGGCCCCGAUGCCUCAGGCUCUGGGAAGCACCCUACUGCUGGCAUCAAGCCGCGGCGACAGCGGAGAGCCGCCCAGCGCUACUCUGUGAGGGAUGCUUGCAAGUCCCAGCUGUCCACCUCGGACUCAGACGCCAACUCGGACGACAGGACAGUCGGCUCGGCCAGGAGACGCCGGCGUUCCCAGGUCCCUUCGCACCCGCCACCUCCCAUCGCAGACAGCAUGACUGCUGUGGACCGGGCAGAAUCGCAGCAGCGGCUCCUCGGAGAGGAGACCCUCACAGACCCCGCUGCGCUCUCCAUCUUCAACCGCAUGGAGAACUCCGCCUUCGACCUGUGCCACGUCCUCCUGUCCCUACUAGAGAAGGUCUGCAAGUUCGACAUGAGCCUGAACCACAACCCUGCCUUGGCUGCAAGUGUGGUGCCCACCCUCACGGAGAUCCUAACUGAUUUUGGGGACUGCUGUGGCCCCGGGGGCGGAGGGGGUGGGGGAGGGCUGGCCGAGGACCUGGCCUCCGGCUGGACCGAGGAACCCAUCGCCCUGGUGCAGAGGAUGCUCCUGCGCACCAUCCUGCACCUGAUGUCUGUGGACCUUAGCAAAGCCGAGGCGCUGCCCGACCGCCUACGCCGGAGCCUCACCGGCCUGCUGCGCGCCACGGUCAAGAUCCGCGGCUGCCUGGAGAAGCAGGCGGACCCCUUCGCACCGCGCCCCAAAAGGACUCUGGAGGAGAUGCAGGAGGAAUUUUCCUCCUUUUCGAGGUGCCGGCACCGGGCGUUGCUCCUGCCAGAGCUGCUGGAGGGCGUCCUGCAGGUGCUGCUGGGCUGCCUGCAGGCCUCCACCCCAAACCCAUUCUUCUUCAGCCAGGCCGUGGAGCUGGUUCACGAGUUUGUGCAGCACCGCGGCCUGGAGCUCUUCGAGACCACCGUGCUGCAGCUGGAGGCCCUAGGGGGCCAGGCGGAGGAGGGCGAGACGGCAGGGCGUGUGCGCCGCCUCAUUAGCAGCAUGGUGCGAAUUGUCAGCACCAUCAAGAGGACCAAGUCGGAACAGCUGCACCAGUCGGUGUGUGCGCGGCGUCGGCACCGCCGCUGUGAGUACUCUCACUUCCUGCACCAUCAUCGGGACCUCUCAGGGCUGCCGGUCUCUGCCUUUAAGCAGGAAGCCCACCGGAACCCCUUUGACGAGGACCCUGGAGACGGGGAGGUGCGUUACCCCGACCGCUGCUGCUGCCUGGCCGCCUGUGCCCAUCAGUGCCUGCGCCUCCUCGGGCGUCUGCCGUCCUCGGGCGCUGCCUCCCUGCAGGUGCUGGUGGCUGUGCAGGCGGUGGGCGUGUGCUGCUGCAUGGACCCGCGCUCAGUGGUGACGCCCCUGCUGCACGCAUUCCGCACCCCGGAGCUCCGCUCCCACCAGGCCCACAUCCUGGCUGUUCUGGCUCGGCUGCUACUGGAGCAGCUGGGUGGGGGGCAGCCCUCACAGCGUGCCAGACUCGCUUCCUGCAACAUCUGCAUGGUGGACAGUAGCCAGGUGCCGGGCAUCGAGGAUCCCACCUCUGACUCCGCCCUUUCCUCCCUGAGUCCCGCCUAUCGCUCACAGGGCAUCCUGCCCAGCGGCAGUGCUGAGGACGUGCUGUGGAAGUGGGAGGCUCUCGAAGCGUACCGGGAGCUGGCUUUCGGCGAGGACCGGCAGCAGAGCCUGCUGGUUGCUGGGCACGUAUGCCAGCUGCUGCUGCAGGGCAACGUGGCCGUGCAAUGGCAGCUCUACGCUAAUGUCCUCGGACCCGUGCUGCAGAGAGCUGUGGAUGUGGCCCGGCACGCCCGUGAACUGGGUGUCACCAUUGGCUGCACCCAGGCCUGCGGCUACCAUAGCCGCUGCCUGUCUGUCGAGGUGCUGCUGGUCUAUCUGCAGACGCUGCCAGUGCUCCUCAAGUCCCGGGUGAUCCGGGACUUGUUCCUGAGCUGUAACGGCCUGAACCAGGUCACGGAGCUGAUCUCGCUGGACCCGACGCGCUCCUGGGCCCUCAAGGUGUUGGAGACGCUGAUCCUGAGUGUGAGAGAGCAGCAGGCUGAUGGCCUGCGGGAGAUGCAGGAGAGUGGUGACCCAGGAGGGCUGGAGGCUGUGCCGGAAAAGAUAAUGGGCCGUGGGCCUCAGGCAGGGGCUGGGGAGGGCCCAUCAAGCCUCAGCAGGGUCUAUGAGGGUCUGAGGGAGCCCUUUGCCCCCAGGAGAAGAACCCGGGAUGGGGUCCACCUGGCUGCCGUGAACCUCCUCCUGUGCGUAGCUUUCCUGUGUGUCAGCAAGGAGGCCGACUCGGACCGGGACUCAGCCAACGAUUCGGAGGAUACCUCGGGGUACGACAGCACAGCCAGCGAGCCCGCGGGCAGGCGACUGCCCUGCCUUUCGCCCGACAGUGUGACACUUCCCUCCCGGGAGCAGAUGCGUCGUGCAGCAGACGUGUGGUCUGCCUGCCGCUGGGUCUUUAUGUCCAGCCCACUUUUCCAGCGCCAGUUCUGCAGGCUGGGUGGUUUGGAAGCAUGCCACCGCCUCUUGGCUCUGGUCAUUCAGAAGCUCGCCCCCAAGGACAAGGAUAGCCGCGCCAUAAAAAAGCAAAAAAGCAAGAGCCAAGCUGCCCUUUCACUGCUGGAUACACAAGCCCUGAUCUCAGUGCAGUCCAGACCCCAGGGCUCCACUGGUGUCACUAGCGCAGCACAGGAGGAGCCCAGGGUUAGAGAUCCAGACCGACAACUGGACGAGGACUUCUCCUUGCACAGCAUUCGGCUGCUGGAAGCCCUCCUGGCUAUUUGCCUCCACAGCGCUGGCUUGAGUCUGCAGCACACAGAAGCAGAGCUGUCCUUCCAGACAGUGGAGGAGACCCUGGCCGAGGUGCGGGACCAGCUGCUGCGCUCGGGCGUGGUGGAGUCUGACCUGGCCGUCCCACUGUUGGACUCCCUGCUGCGAGUGGCUCAGUUCCAGGCCCGUGACCGACUUGCUGUGCCUGAGGAAAAGGGCGAAAGGAAGCAUCAGACAGGGGCCGAGGCAGCACCCCCUACUGGCUAUGUGUCAGAAGACACAGAGGAACCCCCCGGCUGUGAGACACUGCCCCCCGGCGAGGAGGAGGGAUACGACGCAGACAGCGAGAGCAACCCGGAGGACACCAGCAGCAGAGAGGAGGUGGCAGGAGUGGAGCUGUCUGGCUUGCGGGAUGAUGGGCUGGGCACUGAGACAGCAGCCAGGCAGGGGGUGCUCUUCUUCCCAGAGGUCUGUGCCAUGGAGUUGGUUCUGCUGUCCACCGGCUCCCCGGAUCGGGAUGUGCUGAGGCACGUGCUGCAGAGCCUGCUGGGAGCCGUUCGCAGCCAUCCCCGAAAUGCCGCCCUGCUUUACCAGCAGGAUGCAGUGAAAACAAUCCUGAGUGGCUUCCAGAGCAUUCUCAACCAAUCAGAUGCCUCCAUUGAGGAGUGCCAAGCCCUGCUACUGGAGCUGCUCGUCGCCAUGGUAAGCGAGCGCAUCACGGGAGAGGAGCUGGCCAUGCUGAUCCGGCUCUUUCUAGAGAAGUCACCGCCAACUGAGAUCCUGCUGAGGGGAGUCCUCCGGCUCGUGGAGGCCAACAUGGACAUGGAGCCACUCCACUUCCUGUCCUUCCCGCUAGAGUCAUCCUCCAGCCCCCCUGUUACUGCCUCCCCAGGGCCCAAGCCUGCCGGGGGUGUGGCAGGAGUUGGGGCAAAGGCUGUGGGGCUCCUCUGGCGGGGAAAGCCGGCCCCCGUCCGUCGGGAGGUUGACGCCGAGACCCGGCUAGGCCACCAGUUGGCAUCCCCCUGGCAUGUGGCCCCCAUUCAUCUGCCCCUAGUGGGGCAGAACUGCUGGCCACACAUGGCCAACGGCUUCAGCACAUCGCUGUGGUUGCGGCCUCGUACCAGAACUGCAGAACAACGAGGGGUGAGGAGAAGACCAGGAGCGCCCUGGGACAACACCGUGGACAGCACAGAAGAGGAGAUAAGUGUAAGAUCUCCCAGAGUGGACCACCAGGGGGGAGCCCGCUGUCUGGACAGGCUGGUGGAACAGGGUUGCCUCCACAUUGUCUCUCUGGGCUCCAAGGCGCUGAUGCUGCAGGUGUGGGCCAACCUCACCAGCGGAGUCUUCACCUUCAGGAUCUGUAUGGACCCCAACGACGAAAUGAGGGCAGGCCUCCUGGCACAGGCGGAGUCAGGAGAGGGGCUUCUGGUUCCUGAUAGGUGGCAGCACUUGGCAAUCACAUACACUCAGCAACCUGAGGGCAAGAAGAGUAUCCAUGGCACACUGACACUCUGGGUGUGUGGGACAAGGAGGUGCGAGGUGCUCCUGGACUACACACUGCCUAGGAAGCCCAGCUUGGCUGCAGACAGCAAUAAAACCUUCUGCAUGCUGGGACACUGCCUGGAAUCCACAGAGGACUUUGCCAGGCUGGGUGGGGGCUGGGAUGUUGGCAGCCUGCUGCUCUUCAACGGUUCUCGGAUCGGCCCCGAAGAGGCAUUCUACCUGUACGCCAGCGGGCCGGACUUUACCUCCAUCAUGCCCUGCAAGUACGGCAAGCGGCGCGGGCCGCUGUCUCGCUAUGUCACGCGGGAGGCAUUGCAGUGCGAGCGUGUCCAGCAGCUGCUCAUGAGGAACCAAGACUUGGACACGGCCCCUCUUAUUGAGAGCCUGGCCGUGGUUUACGCUCCCAGCUGCCCAGGCCAGUACACCAUCUACGAGCCUGUGAUCCGGCUAAAAGGGCAGGCCAGGACGGUGGUCUCACAGCGGCCCUUUAGCACCAAGGAGGUUCAGAGCUCAGCACUGGACGCUCAGACCCUAGCGGCGCUGCAGCCUGCUGAGCCGCAUGGCCUCCAGAGCGUACUCCACAAGAUUGGUGGCACAGGAGCCUUCGUGUUCCUCUUUGCCCGGGCCGUGGAGCUCAGCAGCUGCGAGAAGACCCAGGCCUUGGCUCUGCAGGUGCUGCUCUCGCUGGUGAAGUACAAUCAGCACCGUGUCCACGAGAUGGAGAGUUGUCAUGGCUAUGCCAUGGUCCACCAGGUCCUCAUCAAGUCCAAGUGCAUUGUGGGAUACCACAUGCUGAAGACCCUGCUGGAUGGCUGCUGCAGCGGACCAAUCCUGACGCUGGGCGAAGACGACCAGUUCCGUCUGGACACGGAAUCCCACGCCAUAGUGCAGGACCUGACGCUGAUGUCCGAGGUGCUGCUCGACUGGAAGAUCUGGGCCAAGGCUCAGUGUGGGGUGUGGGAGACCCUCCUGGUGGCUCUGGAGAUUCUCAUCCGGGUGCAUCACCCCCAGCAGGUGUUCAACAUCCGGCAGCUCCUCAAUGCCCAGGUGGUGCACCGCUUCCUCCUCACCUGCCAGGUGCUCCAGGAGCAUCGGGAUGAGCACUUGACCUCCAUUCCUCAAGAUGUUUGCCUGUCCUUUGUGAAGAUCAUACAGGAGGUUCUGGGCUCCCCACCAGACCUGGAGCUUCUGCGGCUCAUUUCCAACUUUCUGCUGGCCGUGCACCCCCCUACCAACACCUAUGUGUGCCACACACCCUCAAGCUUCUACUUCGCCCUGCACGUCGACGGAAAGCUGUACCAGGAGAAGGUUCAGUCCAUCAUUUAUCUGCGACAUUCUGGCAGCAGCAAGUCAGCUGGCAGUUCGGUGCACUCGCUGUCCCCCACGCCAUUUGCAGAGGUGCCCCCUGAAGAGCUCGUACCUUCCUCAGAGCAGGACGGAGAGGUGCAGGCCCUGCGGCCCCCCAGUUUGGCCACAUCACCCCGCUCCUCACCGCCGCCUGGCGAGCGUGAUGGUGCCAUCCAGGGGGCACAGCAGGUCCUGAGCAGCACGGAGACAGUGAGGAGGAGCAUUGGCGACGAGUCUGUCCUCAGCAGCUGCGAGUCGGCCCGCACGCUCUGUGACCCGCGGGAGCCGCCUGCCAUCGACGUGGAGGCCGAGCCGACAGAGAACGACGAGGCGCUGCGGCGGCCCGACAGCCUCCGGGGUAUCCAGUCCUUCCAACGGAGCCAGAGCAACCUGGCCAGUCUGGGCCUCGCCUUCCCUGCACAGAAUGGCAGUCUGACUGUGGGCCGCUGGCCUAGUAUGGGCGACAGAGGCCUCCUGCCUGACGACUGGGAGAGCUACACCUUCUCCCCUGGGUAUGAGAGGGGCUACGGCAAGGCCGACUCCACCCAGGACAGGACCAGCGCCGAGGACUGCUUGGUGCUCGUCUGCUGCGGCCUCUACGAGCUCCUGCGAGGCGUCCUACUCCUGCUACCCGACCUUAUGCUGGAGGAAGUGAUGGACAAAGUCGUCCAGCCGGAGGCCCUGAUCGUGUUGGUCAAUCACCCCUCCCCGCUCAUCCAGCAAGGGGUCAUGAAGCUGCUUGACGCCUACUUCAGUCGCGCUGCAAAGGAACAGAAGGAGAAGUUCCUGAAGAACCAUGGCUUCUCGCUGCUGGCCAACCAGCUGUACCUCCAUCAGGGCUCCCAGGGCCUACUGGAGUGCUUCCUCGAGAUGCUUUUCGGGCGGCCUGUUGGCCUGGACGAGGAUCUGGAUGUGGAGGACCUGGAGAACAUCCCUCCUUUCAGGAGGCGCUGUGUGAUCCCCAUCCUGGGCCUGAUCGAAAAUGGCCUGUGUGAGAACGCGUUGGUACACAACGCACUCUGCGUCUUGCUGCAGCUGCUCAACGCCUGUCCCAAGAUGACUGACAUCCUGCUAGACCAGGGGCUGCUCUACGUGCUCUUCAACACGCUUGCCACUCUUCACGGCCUGGAGAAUGGGAUGCCCCAGAAUGACUACAAACUGCUGGUGUGUGACAUUCAGCAGCUGCUGGUGGCAGUCACUAUCCACUCCUGCUGUACCUCGGGCUCCCAGUACUUCCGCAUCAUCGAAGACCUCAUCACUCUGCUGGGUUACCUGCAGACCAGCCGGAUUCGCCGCACCCAGGACAUGGCGGUGGCUCUCCAGUUCAGAAUCCUGCAGGCAGCUAUUGAGUUCAUCAAGACCACGGCAAACCAGGACCCCCAGAAGCCAGGCGGGCCACUCCAUGUGCCUACUUCUCCGCCUUCGUCCCCCCAUCAUGCCCUCCACCAGAAGCGAAAGAGUAUUGCUGGGUGUACGGCCAUGAAAGACUCCAUAAUUCCCAGCAUCCCCCGGCAGCAUUACUGUUCCUACGGCCAGGUGCCACUGUCCCCGCCCUUCAGCUUCCUGUCCCAAGGGUCCCCUCUCCCAUCCCCUACCGGCUCCACCUCCUACGUCUUCCCCACCGACGCAGGGCGGCGGCGCUUCUCGCUGGCCCAAUCGGAUUCCCUGCUGAUGCGCAUGCGCUCAGUGGCCAGCGACGAGCUCACCCAGAUGAUGCAGCGCCGCAUGAGCCAGGAGAACCCCAUCCGUGCCAGCGAGUCGGAGUUCAUUCAGCGGCUCCAGAGGCUUCUGGUGCUUGCCGUGAACCGCCUCAUUUACCAAGAUGUCGGGCAGGACUUUUUUGACCUCUUGAACAUCCCCGAGUCCCCCGCGCACCAGGGAGUCUCGGCUGGUGCAGGCGAGCACGGCCCUGAAGAGAAUGGAGCAGUACCUCCUCCCGCUACUAGGAAGAGCUUCCAGAAGGAGAUCCUUAAGCUCAUGACGGAGGGGAUCAAGAUCGGCCUGGGCAGUUCAGGGCGCUCUAGCGUCCCCCGACAGAUGUGGCGACGCAUCUUGUGGUCAUGCCGGGACACCUUCAGGGUGCAGAUCGGCCGGCUGCUCGUUCACACACUGAGCACGAUGCGGCCCAUCGCCGACCGCAGGGAGGCCCUGGAGUUUGUCUACGACCCCGUCCACCCCGAUAUCCUCCGAGAGAGCCUGAGCCCUAGCCUGGAGCACGGUCCCAAGUUGGCCCUUUACUUGUACGAGUUGCUCCACGAUCACAGGCACAGCCUGACCAAGGAGGAGCAAACGGCAGUUGGGGUCUUCAUGACCGCACUCAAACUGUGUGGUCACCGAUGCAUCCCACCCAAUGCCCCACCGAGACCAGACCUCAUAAAGGCCAUCAAGGAGGAGCAGCUUAAAUACGAGUCGGAAGAAAACACGAGCAAAGGAGCGUGGGAGAAAAAGAUGAACAACACCCAAAAGAGUCUGAUGCAAAGACUAGAAGCCAAGUCGAAGGACAUUUCAAAGAUCGCAGCGGACAUCACACAGAACGUGUCGCUGCGCCAGGGCAUGGAGAGGAAGAAGGUGAUGCAGCACAUCCGUGGCCUCUACAAGGUGGACCUGACGGCAAGUCGUCACUGGCAGGAGCUGGUGCAGCAGCUGACUCAUGAUCGGGCUGUCUGGUAUGACCAGGCCUCCUACCCCACAUCUUGGCAACUGGAUCCUACAGAGGGCCCCAACAGAGAGCGCCGUCGCCUGCAGAGAUGCUACCUCACCAUCCCCAACAAAUACCUGCUGAAGGACCGUCAGAAGCCGGAAGAUCCGGUGAAGCCACCACUGUCCUUCCUCUUUGAAGAUAAGACCCACUCUUCCUUCUCCUCCACAGUGAAGGACAAGGCCACAAGCGAGGCCAUCCGGUUCACCCGGAGGUGCAUCAGCGUGGCUCCUUCCAGAGAGACUGCAGGGGAGCUGCUGCUUGGGAAGUCAGGGAUGUAUUUUGUGGAGGACAAUGCCAGUGAUGCACAUGACAACCAGAGUCCACAUGGAGAAACUGAACCUGCAUCCUUCUCCUGGACAUACGAGGAAAUCAAGGAGGUGCACAAGCGCUGGUGGCAGCUCCGAGACAAUGCUGUGGAGAUCUUCCUCACCAACGGGAGGACGCUACUCCUGGCUUUCGACAACACCAAGUUCCGUGAUGAUGUCUACCACAACAUCCUGACCUCCAACCUGCCCAAUCUGCUGGAAUAUGGCAACAUCACAGCACUGACAAACCUGUGGAGCUCAGGCCAGAUCUCCAACUUUGAGUACCUGACACACCUCAACAAGCAUGCCGGGCGCUCCUUCAAUGACCUUAUGCAGUACCCUGUCUUCCCUUUCAUCCUGAGCGACUACACGAGUGAGACUCUGGACUUGAAUGAUCCUGCUGUCUACAGGAACCUGAGCAAGCCCAUCGCUGUGCAGUCUAAGGAGAAGGAGGAGCGCUACGUGGACAACUACAGGUACCUGGAGGAGGAGUUCCGGAAGGGUGCCCGCGAGGACGAUCCCAUGCCACCCGUACAGCCCUACCACUACGGCUCACACUACUCCAACAGUGGCACGGUGCUGCACUUCCUGGUCCGCAUGCCACCCUUCACCAAGAUGUUCUUGGCCUACCAAGAUCAGAGCUUUGACAUUCCGGACCGGACUUUCCACUCCAUGAACACAACGUGGCGCCUCUCAUCCUACGAAUCCAUGACCGAUGUGAAGGAGCUCAUCCCAGAAUUCUUCUACUUGCCCGAGUUCCUCGUCAACAGAGAAGGCUUUGACUUCGGCGUGCGCCAGAACGGCGAUCGCGUCAACCACGUGAAUCUGCCCUCCUGGGCCCGCAGCGACCCGAGGCUCUUCGUCCUGAUCUACCGACAGGCGCUCGAGUCUGACCAGGUCUCCCAGACACUGUGCCAGUGGAUCGACUUGGUUUUUGGCCUUAAGCAAAAGGGCAAGGCAGCCGUGCAGGCCAUCAACGUGUUCCACCCUGCGACGUACUUUGGUAUGGACGUGUCUGCCGUCGAGGACCCCGUACAGCGGCGCGCCCUGGAGACCAUGAUCAAGACAUACGGCCAGACGCCCCGGCAGUUGUUCAGCACAAGCCAUGUCAGCAGGGCCGGCCCCCGGCUCUUGAUGGAGGGCGAGCUGCCCAGCGCAGUGGGCCUGCUGGUACAGCUGGCCUUCCGUGACACCCGUGAGCACCCCAGGGAGGUGACCUGUCCGAGCCCCCUGCCCUGGAUCAAGGGCCUGAAGUGGGGGGAGUACGUGGGCUCCCCCAGCGCGCCGGACCCCGUGGUGUGUUUCAGCCAGCCCCAUGGAGAGGCCUUUGGUUCGCUGCUGGCCCUUCCCACCCGCGCUAUCUGUGGACUUUCCCGGAAGUUCUGCCUCAUGAUGAUUUACAGCAAGGAGCAAGGGGUACGGAGCAUGCACAGCACGGACAUCCAGUGGUCGGCCAUCCUGAGCUGGGGCUACGCGGACAAUAUGCUCCGGCUGAAGAGCAAGCAGAGUGAGCCGCCCAUCAACUUCAUCCAGUGCUCGCAGCUGCACCAGGUGACCAGUUGUGCUUGGGUGCCCGACAGUUGCCAGCUGUUCACAGGCAGCAAGUGUGGCAUCAUCACAGCAUACAGCAACCGCUUCACAAGCACGAUGCCUUCUGAGAUGGAGGUGGAGUCUCAGGUGCACCUGUAUGGGCACACGGCCGAGGUCAGGUGUCUCUUCGUCUGCAAGCCCUAUAGCAUCCUAAUCAGUGCCAGCAAUGAUGGCACCUGCAUCAUCUGGGACCUCAACAGGCUCUGCCACGUCCAGAACCUUACAGGGCACAAGAGCCCGGUCACGGCCGUGUCCGCCAGUGAGACAACGGGGGACAUUGCGACCGUGUGCGACUCGGUGGGUGGCGGUAGUGACCUGCGCCUGUGGACAGUUAACGGUGACCUGGUCGGACACGUGCACUGCAGGGAGACCAUCUGCUCCGUGGCUUUCUCCAACCAGCCGGAGGGCCUGUCUGUCAACGUCAUCGCCGGGGGCCUGGAGAACGGAGUGGUCAGGCUAUGGAGCACGUGGGACCUGAAGCCCGUCAGGGAGAUCACCUUCCCAAAGUCCAGCAGACCCAUAGUCAGCCUGACGUACUCGUGCGACGGGCACCACCUCUACACGGCCAACAGCGAGGGCACUGUCAUGGGUUGGUGCCGCCGAGACCAGCAGCGGAUGAAGCUGCCCAUGUUCUAUUCAUUCCUCAGCAGCUACGCCGCUGGUUGACCGAGUCUUCGCCCUAGACCCCACCCACCCCUGCACCUGCAUGCCGGGGCAAUGGAGGUCCGCAUGCUCUGAAACCCAGCUGUUCUGCCCCUUCUGGGGGCCUCAGAGGGACCAGUGCCGUCGAGUAAUGUGACAAAUGAAAAUAUUGUAGCGUGUGCAUCUGUAUGUGUGUAUUUAUGAAUACUUUUGUAUGUAUGAGCGAAUGUGUUUGUAUUAUAUUUAAAGAUCUGGGACAGUUUGGUUGAAAAGGUUUUAACCAUUGAUGCCUCUUUCGUUGCAAUUCCAAGUGUUCUUUGGGUUUCAAGUGUUUUCUUUUUUCCAAAGUCAUCUGAAAAUUGUUUCAUUGUUCUCUGAAAUGUCUUAAAUGACACUGUAAAUGCACUGAGUGUGUCGGCAGUGUUCUGUUUUCCUCAUAACCCGAAAACAGCGCCCCCUGCAGGGCGGGGCAAGCUUUAUGAUUGAACUACAACCUUUCCUUUCUCAUGGAUGAGAACGAUGACGAAGAAGUUGGCAAAACCAGCAGCGCAUAGUGACCCACUCUGUGUGUCAUCGUUGUUGUUCUUGCUCACAGUGUCCUGAUGAGAACAUGAAUUGUGGGCAGGGCCUAUCUGUGCCUCUCUUAUAGUUUAGCUAUUCUGUUAUUUUUGUGUGUGUGUGUGUGUGUGUGUGUGUGUGUGUGUGUCUGUCGCCAUUUGAGUAUUCCAGACCAGGUGACAUGAAGCUGAUUCACUCAAGCCUGAGGCUUCACAUUUCUCCAGGUGGCCAUUUGAGUGAAAACAGUCCAACUCCAUGUGUCUUAAUUCCUUCAGGUCCUCAAGGGGUCUUGACAGGUGUACGAAGAGCUGGAGGCCAGGUGGAAGAAGAGAAACUCUUUUAUCAUUACUUAACUUUUUUUAAACUGCUUUUCACUGCUGCCAGAAUGCGAGCACCUGUCACACUAAUAAACCGCCUUCUCUGCCUUGAGUAGCUCGCCCCCCGCUGGCUACGCAACAGCUCUGCUCCAGCACUGGCCACGUCGCUUCCCUCCUGCAGUUUAUGUUCCCAACAUGAGCCCACUGACUCUUUCUGACCCAACUUUCCCACCCUUUGGGGGCCUGUGGAUGGAGCGUGCACUUCCGACCCCCCGUAAGUCAGUGCAGGUUAGAGACUUUGCUGCUCCACCUGUGACGGUCGCCUGGCUCUGCAGAUAACCUCAUGACCUUUCUCUGCAAAUGGCUCAUACCCGGCUCCAGCAAUAGAGCAGUGUGUCUGUGUCGGCAGCAGGCAGGUGCCCCAUGUCUGCACAAGUCGUACAGCCCUUCGCUGAGAUGCCUUAAAGCCAGCGCACACCUGAGCGAUACCUGAACGGAGGCCCAUUACAUCACACGUGUGCAGUUUAAAAACAAGGCUGGUGAGGGGGCCGGAUUAUAUUUAUAAUAAACGUUGCGUUGUAACGCAUCACACACUUGAGCAUCGCGCUGAACUAAAGCUUGUUUACAGGAAAGGGAAUUGUCGCGCCGCCCUGCCAAGGGCUGCGCUCUUGGCGUUUGUUAGUGCUCAGCUGCGGCAGAUGUGUACAGCUGUGCACAUCCAUCUGCGUCGCUCUGGGAGGGAAGGACUUCCACGUUUACAUCCAGUCAGAUAGCGGUUGGCACGGUGUUGGAGAAGGAUCUGCCUUUUUAAGCACAUCAGCCCCCCCAACUCCCACCCUGUGGCCUGCAUGGCUGCCUUAAGCGCAAGUGCAUGGAGUGCCCCUCCCCAAAAGGUGCAGGCAGCAGGUGGAUAAUGAGUAACAUGACUUGGGCUUCGUGCCCUUUUCCCGUCGGACUGACGUGACUCGACUUAACGGACCUCUUGGUUCCUAUUUACUCUAUGAAGUCAUACGUCUUUUACCUACCCUGAGACAUGGGAACCGGUGAAUGAUCAAGCUGAACAUGUCUUAUUUUUUGUACCUAUGUAUGUACAAAUAAAGU
Scleropages formosus (Asian bonytongue) is the source of this 13921-nucleotide messenger RNA. RefSeq names its product lysosomal trafficking regulator (gene lyst). Bases 540 to 11969 code for a protein of 3809 amino acids. The record is from RefSeq and is a predicted model, not a curated record. NCBI's taxonomy places the organism in Eukaryota, Metazoa, Chordata, Actinopteri, Osteoglossiformes, Osteoglossidae. The transcript has 55 exons. Gene Ontology annotation, molecular function: protein binding.